UUCCGGAUCAGUGCUAACUGUUCCUCAGCAGGAGGUUACCAGAUAGUACAUCUGCAAACACACUUGCUUUUAAAUUUGACACAAUAGAAAACAUAUAAACCAUAAGAAAAUAAUACAAUUAUCUACAAAAAAAGGCACCUUAAAUACUGUGCUGGCUGUUUUCAUUAAACAUUUUUUAAAUGAUCAUUUGAUUUGGUUGAAGAUUCUUGGUAUAAUCAGAUUAGAAAGAGUUAGGACUCGGAGGUAAAAUGCUGUUGCUUCUAAUUCCGUAACAUAAAGACCAAGAUUAAAACUGAGAAACAGAGCUCAGUUAGCUCAGAUACAAACUUCCAUUGUAUGGGAAAUCAUGCUUGAAAAAGACAUCAUUUCAGAAAAGGCCUCAUGUCAAGGAGAAAGGUAUGAACGGAUGCACACCAAACGGCCCUAUGUACUGCAGACCAGGGAAAACUGCUGCCUUGAUGACGAUCUGGUAAAUCUGGAAGUGCUGGAUGAGGACACCAUAAUACAUCAGCUACAGACGCGUUAUGCUGACUUACAGAUUUAUACAUAUGUUGGAGAUAUUUUAAUAGCUUUAAACCCAUUUCAGAAUCUCAGCAUUUAUUCACCACAGUUUUCUAGACUUUACCAUGGUGUUAAGCGUGCCUCAAACCCCCCACAUAUAUUUGCAACCGCAGAUGCUGCGUACCAAGGAAUGGUCACAUUUUGCAAAGAUCAGUGCAUUAUCAUCAGCGGAGAGAGCGGAGCUGGGAAGACAGAAAGUGCGCAUCUGAUUGUUCAACAUUUGACCUUCUUGGGAAAGGCUAAUAACCGUGCUCUGCGGGAAAAGAUCCUGCAAGUGAAUCCUUUGGUUGAAGCCUUUGGGAACGCAUGCACAGUCAUCAACGACAACUCAAGCCGCUUUGGAAAAUACCUUGAAAUGAUGUUUACACCUACAGGAGCAGUAAUGGGUGCAAAGAUUUCUGAAUACCUCUUGGAAAAAUCCAGGGUGAUAAAACAGGCUGUGGGAGAAAAAAAUUUCCAUAUAUUUUAUUAUAUUUAUGCUGGACUGUGCCAUAAUAAGAAGCUUUCAGAAUAUAAAUUACCUGAAAGAAAGCCUCCAAGAUAUAUUGAAAAUGAGACUGGCGCAGUAAUGCAAGAUAUUGUCACUAAAGAAUCUUACCGGAGACAGUUUGCAGCAAUACAGCAUUGCUUUAGGAUCAUAGGAUUUAGUAAUGAGGAAGUUCAUUCAGUGUACAGAAUUCUGGCUGGAAUACUGAAUACGGGAAAUAUUGAAUUUACAGCAAUUUCUUCUAAACAUCAAACUGACAAAAGUGAAGUUCCAAAUGGAGAAGCAUUAGAAAAUGCUGCAGCUCUUCUCAGUAUUGGUGCAGAAGAACUACAGGAGGCACUCACCUCACACUGUGUAGUAACAAGAGGAGAAACCAUUAUCCGGACAAAUACAGUGGAUAAAGCUGCUGAUGUCCGGGAUGCUAUGUCCAAAGCUCUUUAUGGAAGACUGUUCAGUUGGAUUGUAAACCGUAUCAAUACCCUUCUUCAACCUGACAAAAAUAUAUGCAAUGUUGAAAGUGGAAUGAAUGUUGGCAUUUUAGAUAUUUUUGGAUUUGAAAACUUCAAACGAAAUUCUUUUGAACAGCUCUGCAUUAAUAUCGCCAACGAGCAAAUCCAGUUUUAUUUCAAUCAGCAUAUAUUUGCUUUGGAACAGAUAGAGUAUCAGAAUGACGGAAUUGAUGCAGCAUUGGUGGAAUAUGAGGACAACCGCCCACUCUUAGACACCUUUCUUCAGAAACCAAUGGUCUUCUGUCCCUUGCUAGAUGAGGAAAGCCGAUUUCCACAAGCACAGACCAGACUUUAGUUGGUAUGAAAAUACUGUUGAGAGUAGCUUCUGUAAUAUGAGACAAGAGAAAUACUGUCCUCCACAUGACUUAUAGACCUUUAUAUGGGACUUAGCUGAUUGCAAAAAUGACCUGCUCUACGUUUCCUAACAAAAAACCCUUUGCAUCUCUCCAUGUGUGGCGCCCUCUAGCUCAUAAUUCAACAACUGGUCUGUA
This is a messenger RNA of Bombina bombina (fire-bellied toad), 2048 nucleotides long. RefSeq names its product myosin IIIB (gene MYO3B). Gene Ontology annotation, cellular component: myosin complex. Gene Ontology annotation, molecular function: cytoskeletal motor activity; ATP binding. The record is from RefSeq and is a predicted model, not a curated record. NCBI's taxonomy places the organism in Eukaryota, Metazoa, Chordata, Amphibia, Anura, Bombinatoridae.